GGCGGUUUUCCACGCCACUUUACAAGCCUUACCUACCCCCUUUUAUGUCUUUAUGAUUUGUAUAGCAGUUGCUCUACUCUCUCUUUCCACGUUCACACACUCUGCUUGCCGAAACAAAGACGUCGCUAUUGUCGCCGUCCGCCCGAUCCCGAAACCAACAAAAACCAAGAGCAGCGACCCCGCCCACACCCGGUUGGCUCUUUGUCCCGGCGCUCAAGGCGAGACAAAGACGGGCGUGGACUGUAUGACGGCGGGGCCGGGAGGACAAGGGGAGGACAACCCUCGAGUGUGUGUGCUGCACACGUCGGGCGACCUACUUAGUGGCUGGCUUCUCUGGAUCCUGAUCUUUUGCAGAUGCCGUCUGUCUAGGUGCGGGCGUACGCUAUAUACACAUAUACAUACACAUAUACCUAUAUACGUUCACACCCGUACGGACACAUCCGCCAGCGCGCAGACGCCGACUCGGAGAGACGAUGGCUUCGCCUUACCAGGGCCCCCCUGACGAAGCGACGGCCCAAGCCGACGAGGGCAGCGGCGGCAAUCUCCCCCCGCCGCCGCCGCCAGAGGCGCAGAAGCCGAAGAAAAAGAAGAUGUCCCGGAGGCAGCCUCUGCCGUCUCGGUACCCGCCCCCCGAGGCGCUGCCAGACUACGUCCACCGCGCCCUGCCCCUGCCGCCGCCACCGCCGCCUCCCGCCCCUACGCCUUCGGGCGGGCUGUCCCCGCGGGGCGGCAGCAACGACGACGACGACAGCAGAGGCGCGGCCGAGGAGGGCGCGGCCCCGCGCCGCGUAGCGCCGCGCCAGCGCCACCGUGUCGAGGAGUACGUGGUCAGCCCGAUCUCGCUGCCGGCGUCCAGCGUGGGCGAGGGAGAAGGGGAGGAGGAGACGAGGGAAGGAUACACCCGCCGCGCCAGGCGGGGGCAGGGGGAGGGCCAGGAGGAGUUAUACUUCGAGGUGUCGCCGGUGUCGCCGGGGAGCGAGCGGGAGGGGAGCGGCGACGACGAGACGGCGGCGGUUUCAGAGCUGGACUCGCCGCUCGACGACGACGACGACGGGGACGAAGAUUGGGCCGGCGACGUGUCGGACGCGAUGCUAGCGCUGCCGCGACAGGGCCCCGAACCGACGCCGAGCCCCGCGAUGCCGUCGUCGGGCGUGUUCUACUUCGCGCUGGAGAGCCCGCCGCCGCCUCCGCCGCGGCUCAGCCGGCGGUACAGCGACCCGGCGCACGCCCGCGGCGACGCAGCGGCGGCGCAGAUCCCGGCCGAGACAGACGCGGCGCCGCGGAAGCCAGCAGCAGCCAUCAACGGCGCGCGCGGCGAGAGAGACGGCGGGCCGCCGCCGCCGCCGCCGCCGAAGACGGUGUCCUUCGGGGGCGGCAGGCUGGGCGCAGGCACGGGCGGCGGCACGCCGGCGACGGGGUUCGCGGCGCGGCCGCGGGCGAGCAGCGGCGCGCGGCGCACGGCGCCGGCGCCGCCCCCGCUCAAGCUGCGCGAGCGCCCGCUCGCGGACCAGUACGUCAAGACGCCGUUCCCGCGGGCGGGGCCGGGCAGCAGCGCGCGCAGCAGCAGCAGCGUCGAGAGCGGCGACAGCGGGGUGCUGGGCGUGGGCGGCGCCCCAACGCCGUCGCCGCUGCGCGCGCCCGCUCGCGCGACGUCCCCGCCGCCCGACCCCGGCCUCGGCCGCGCCGCGAGCCCCGCACCGUCGGGCGCCGGCCCCAAGGUCAAGAGCAUGCUGUCGAGGGCGAAGACGGGGCUGGGGCUGGGGCUGGGCCGAGGAUUGGGGAUGGGGAUGGGGAUUGUGGGGGGAACCGCGGCUGCCGGCGCCCACGAGCGCAAGCGCGCCGAGAUCAAGCGCCAGAUCCGCGUCGCUGCCGAGCCCGGCCCCCCGAAGCCCAAGCCGAAGACGGGGUCGUAGUUACCUAGAUACAGGCAGGUUAGGGCAGGCUGCUGAGUGUUAUUGUAGUAUGUAGCGGGCGCAGAGACCGAGGAUAGAAAUCCUACUAGCUGCUUGUUUCGUGCAGAUUGGCUUGAUGCCAGCGAGGGUCUCUCCGUCCGGAGGCUCGGGGAGGUUCGUUUCUAUGGGACCAUGCUCGGGGGCAGGGGAGAUGAGCUAAAUAAUGAAGACUACCAAGUAGCGCUGUUAGGAAUCGAACCUAUCCUCCAUUAAGUAACCCAUUGAUCUAGGGGUAGCUCGGGUAGCUUCAGUACCUACACCUAUAUAGGUACCGUAGGUACUGUC
Messenger RNA from Durotheca rogersii, 2237 nucleotides. RefSeq lists its product as uncharacterized. Bases 474 to 1913 code for a protein of 479 amino acids. The record is from RefSeq and is a predicted model, not a curated record. NCBI's taxonomy places the organism in Eukaryota, Fungi, Ascomycota, Sordariomycetes, Xylariales, Xylariaceae. The transcript has a single exon.